This is a messenger RNA of Salvelinus sp. IW2-2015, 2586 nucleotides long. Its product is annotated as glutamine-rich protein 2. Lineage: Eukaryota; Metazoa; Chordata; Actinopteri; Salmoniformes; Salmonidae. The record is from RefSeq and is a predicted model, not a curated record.
UUGAGUAGCAACGAAAAGGUGUUGAAAAGUAACUGUGUAGGGAAUAUUUAAUUCUAAUUUACAGACAGUUUUUUAUUUAGUACAGAAGAAUCAAAGAGUAUUUUUUUUUCUAUAAUUUUACAUUUCUAUUUUUUUUGCGUUCGAUCCUGUCGUUUUUUAAAUCUUAUGUUAUUUAAUUGAAUCCUUCUGGCGUUGAAUUUUUACAAAAUAAGAUGGCAAUAUUGGAAGAAGAUAUAUCUUUCAUAUCCCUCGUAAAUAUUUUUUAAUAACAUUAACUCAAAAGUAGUGUGAGACAAAAUGUCAGCUGACAUUAGUUUGUUCGAUUUGGUGAACCUGUCGAUCGGGACACCUGAAGUUGGAGCUGUCAACUUCAAUGCGUUGCAUACCCUCCUCCACGCUAUCCUGGGACACCUGAAAAUCCAAACUGUGACCACCGACUGGAGAGAGCAGGAUGCCCCGCCACAGGAGCCCCAUGGCCCGCAUCUGACCAAGUCCUCUAGCCGGUACCAUCACAUGGAAGACAAACUUCGGCAGAUAGAGAGACAGAUGGCCGCGCUGGAGAAGCUUCCUAGCGGUACCGAUCUUCUGAGCCGCACUGCCUCAACCACAACACCGGUCAACGACUUGUGGCAGCUGAUGCAGCUCCGCCGCAAGGCUCAGGCGAGUGAGGACGGCGUGUCCAAGUCUAUGUCGCUGAUCCAGGAUCUGCUGAAGGAGAUCCAGGACCUGAAGGAGUCCAGAGACGACCUGAAGAAAGAGGUCAAGAGCCUCCAGAACCAACUCAACCAGCUGAAUAUGAGUGAGCUGGUUGACAGAAUUAACGAAGUGGAAAAGUACUGCCACCGACUGGACAACCUGGACUCUGCCACCAAAGAGCUGCAGGACAGAGUUGGGCGUUACCCAGACCCAGACGAGCUCAUCCAGUGUGUGACCUGGGACAUCAUGCAGAGCACCUUGGUUAGCGAGCAACAGAAUCUGCAAAAGGAAAUCAGGCACUCAGUCCCUGUCCCCACAUCAGUUGUCAUGACCACCAUGACUCUUUUCAGCGCCUCUGCCAAUGCCAACACUGGAGCUGCUGCCUUCACUCCUGGCACUAUGGACAACCUGCGAGGCAUGCUGGAGGACAUGAUGGCGUCCUCCUCCUCGCUGCUCUCCCAGAGCCUCCAGCAGGAGCCCCAGGGGUCAGAGCAGGGCCAGGGCAGCGGUCAGGCAGGCGGGCAGCAAGGCUCCACGUGCCCCUCCUGCUCUGUAGACGUGAGCAGGAAGGUCAGCCAGCUGUUCCAGCGCUAUGAGAAUCUGCAGGGUCUGGUUAGCAGAUUCAUGAAUCAGCAGGGAGGAGGCAGACCUGGAGCAGAGAGCUCGGAGCUGAUGAAUGACGUUCAGGGAGCCAUCAUGCAGCUGCAGGCUGAGUGUGAGAAGCUCCACYGCACAGCCAACCACCUGAUUGAGGAGCACAGCCAGAAACAGGUCCACAUCGACCAUCUGUACAAGUCCAUGGAAGAACUGGACGAGAAGAAAGCUGACAAAGAGCUUGUGGAGAUGGAGAUUGAAAUCAAAGCAGACAAGCGUGCCCUGGAGACCAAGGUGAGCCGCAUGCAGUUUGACUCCAUGACAGAGGAGCUCAACACCAUGUUCCAGGAGCUGCUCAGCAAGAUCACCGGCCAGGAGCAGGACUGGCACAAAAUCAUCGACAAAAUCUCCACCGAGAUGGAGUGCAAGCUGGACCGGAUUGAGCUGGAUCCUGUGAAGAAGCAGCUAGAGGACCGCUGGAAGAGCAUCCGUAAGCAGCUGCAGGCCCAGCCUGCCCCGAAGGAGGACGACGCUGCAGGCAUCAGGAAACAACUUGUGGCAAGGUUCCACUGCAUCUCCUGCGACCGCCCAGUUGAUAUGCUUACCCCAGGACCGCACUUGGUCACCGUGCCCUCCACUCCUGGCCUACCCUCCCACAAGUCCAACCGACCGUACACCAUCUAUGAGCUUGAGCAGGUUCGCCAGCACUGCAGAAGCGAGCGCAUCCCUGAGAUGGCGGACUACAGUUACCUGGCCAUGUCCCGGAGCUGUGGAGGCAGCCACACCGUGACCUACCCCAAACGCCGCUACACCCGCCUGCAGCACAUCAGCCACUUCAUCCAGGCUGAGGAGGAGACACCGCCCAUCUCCAGCUCCCCACUGCGCAUUCAGCCGGAGGAGGUGGACAUCCUGGGAUUGGACGGACAUAUCUACAAGGGCCGCCUGAAAACCAGAUCAGUCAAGACUGUGGAUGCCAGACUACCAACCAUCUUUCCUAAAGACGGCAUGUGCAAGAGCAAAGACAAGAUCAUGCGCUCCCAGUUCCAGAAGCCUGGCUGCACAGAGCCGGGCUGUGUGACCCCUGUGCGACCCCAGAGUGCCAAGARCCAGCGCAGCRGCUCAGCCUCAGGCAGCUCUGUGCGGGAUCGGCCCAUGUCUUCUUUAGGCUGCCUGUCCCAGGCUACCCUUCCCCAGAGCUCGUCCCAUGCUGACACCACCAGUGAGCUGCUGCAGCAAGAUCUGGUGCUUCACGUGGACCUGAGCCAAUCGGAGGAAGAGCCCGUCAUCAUCCUGUAG